AUGAGCGACGACUCGUGCGACCUCGCUGCCAUCAUUCGUCGACUGCAAGCGCUCGAUCGGCACCACCUCGACGCGACGCCUCAGGUGACGCCAGAUGUCAAUAAUGUCAAUGACGCGCGCGCUCUGGCGGUGCAACGGCUCAUCAAACUCCGACCCUUGCUGGAGAGCCUACUGGAGCAUGAGGUAAGUGGAGUAUCUGCAGAAGCCUGUUGUUGCACAGUCCGGUCCCAAGGCAGCGAACGAGUCACCCGAGUGAUCGUGAGACCAGCUGUUCAACGUCACAAUCUCCAACUCAACUUGUUCAAGCGGGGCCGCAGCCCAGCUUGAAGCUCCUCUUCUCGGGCCCGCCAAUUUACCCCACAUCUUCGCGGGAGGCACGCUGACGUGCUUAUGUUGGGCUUCCACCGCAUUGUAUCUUUCCUGUACAGAGCUCUUCGGAUGUUGAUCCAUUCGAUAUCGAUGCCUUGAUUGCAUCUCUCAAGUCGUUGUACCCGGGACAGCGUCCAGCGGAUGAUGACGACGCUCGGUUGAUGUUCGAGACCGCUCGUGCGGUGAUGACCCACCUCGUUCACGUCAAGCUUGCGCCAGGGGCACCAGCGUCUCGCGACGAUCAGACAGGAAGGAGCGCACAGAGCAAGUCCGGGAAGUUGAAGCAGCGACAUUACGAGUGGAACCUGGUUGUUGCGAACAUCCUUGAGGCUCUCGAGGUGAGAUUGAUGUCAGCCUUGGCCUUGUACGCAGUCACUGACGCGCACACCGAGAUCGGCGCCAGCUACAUCUCGACAUCACGAACGAGACGGAUCAAGCGGGCAAAGCGGUUAUCAAUCAGCCAUGUCGGUCAAAUAUUUUUCAAUUUAAAGAGACCUGAUGGUACUGAUUUUGCCAUUUCUCCCACAGACCGACAGAUGAUUGGCGAACUCUGGCUCGAGGCGCUCGCGAAUUUACUCCGUCCCCUCGCGAACCAUGUACACCCUCUUGUACAGUCGGCGGUAAGCUUCACGUAUCCUGUGCACACGGAACGAUAGGGGAGCGCCGACCCUUACCCUAUGAAUCUCAGGCGAUGGAGACCAUGUGCGAACUCAUCAGCAAGCAUCGGCCCAACAAGAACGCCUUGCUUAAGCUUUUGUCGGCGUAAGCAUCUCCGAGCCCAAAGUGCUGUGAUACCGUCGCUGAUACAAAUUCUGUCACCUCAGUCAAGGUCUGUCCGAGAUGAUACGAGACAGCCGCGACGGGUUCUGGGCGGUGUCAAUCUUCGAGUUAGCGUAUCGCUUGCUACCCGCCAGCAAGAAGGAGCGCUUCGCAUACAUCGAGACCCUGACCUCCAGUGGCAAGGAGUUCGGCGGACCAGACGGCGGCAUGCAGAAGGAUUUGCUGAGCUUCAACGGCGGCAACUACUACGAGGUGGGCAUCGCAGCUCAGCAGUCGGGGCCAACUUACGUCGAAACUCCUUAUCAAUUGCUGACUGGUGCGCUCGAUGUUGCAGCUACGUGACAAGUGGUUACCGAUAAUCGCGGCUGGAUCUUACGAGCGGUAAGUCAUCUCCUCUCCCUACGCGUCUUCGUAUGAACGUGGUCCUGAUCAGCGCAGACGAGUUUGUGGAACAGAGCGCAGCCUUUCGAAAUCAGUACCUUGGCUCUGGACGGACAAGUUUUGGUGACGCGGGACAAGUCACGCUUCUUCUGGAUCGCUCAGGAUUUUCUCGAGACCGAGUUCGAAACCCCGACGGACCUCACCGAACCCUCGUCUGCCUCGACACCGAAGGAUCGCAAACUAUACAUUCCACUCCAAAACAUCAACGCUAUUGAUGUUGAUGUCACGUCAGAGCCAGGUAUGGGUUCAUUCGUCGUCGGUUGGAAACGUGCGGCCAACUGACCUUGUGUCUUACACCUCUCUGGUAUUCACAGGCAUGCUUGUACUAACCUUUAGCCUCUCGUGCGCUCCAGAGUUUGACAUGCCCCCUACCGAGUUCGUGGUCGAGGAAGAUGAAUCCGCUGGUUCAUAUGGGCUCGUCGUUCGUCUGAAGUGGCGUCAAGAAGUCAUGGAUCGCAUUCGCGGCACUUUCGCGGAUCGAGGCAGGCGCUAUGCGACCUUCAGUACCAGUUUGAUCCCCGAUUCGAUCGAUAGGCCCAAAGGCGUUCGAUCCUCUCGCAGGCCACGCGCAAGGACGGUUGCGAUCGAAGCCCCUAUGGGCAGGGGUGACUCGAUGGAAGCCGAUGGUCCGGUCGGAAACCCUGGACUCGACUCGAAAAUAGAGGAAAACGAUCCCAUCGAGUCAUUUGAUUCACGCAAAGUGCAGUCGCAAGCACGUGCCGAAGAACUUCGGGAGAUGGCGGACUUGCCACAGACCGGACUCGAAGCUUCGAACAAUAGCUCCUCGUUCCUCCUCCCUCUUCAAGAGGUUCACGACGUUCACACACGUGCAGCAGAACCAGCACUGGCGAAAACACAAGUUCCAAUCGAUGUCGAGGUAGGUGGUUCAGUGGAAGAUCCCGGUCCCGUCGAGGAAGAGAGUCAGGUGGUAUCGACGGAAGAGGGCGAAGACAGGACGGAUGCCUCGAUCAACGCCCCUAGAAUGAGAUCUCACCCUUCAAGUCCAAGAUCCGACGCACCCGAGCCCCAGCCUAUUGCAGUCACCGUAAUCCAGGAGUACUCGAAGACGAAAGACACUCCUCAGGAGAGCAAGCGCACCACUCGAUCGAGCGAUCGCAAGCUGAUGGGCAAGAAUCAGAACAAAGCCGGGGUCGAGGUAACCGUCGAAGAAGAUAAAAGCAUGUCCUCGCUCUCGGAUAUUGCUGAGGACAGUGACGAUGCAGACGCUCCGAGGGACACUUCAACUCUCAAGGCCAAGUUUCGAGCUAAUUCGAAGGCACUGGCUACCAAGGCGUCGCGCAAGCUCGUUCGAGUCCAAAGCCCUUCUCAUGAUCAGCCGAAGCAAAAGAUGGCCAAAGCGCGGAAGAAAGUCGAAAAAAGAAGGACGAAGAAGAUGAAGCAAGUCAUAAAUGACUCUGAGGAAAGUAAAGAGUCUACGGAAGACGAGUAAGUAGACUUUGCUGGUCCAGGCGGUCUGUCAUCUUCGGGGCUUACUCAUCGAGUUCAACAAUUUUGUAGCGAAACGACCGAUUACGAUGAGGCCCCGCUCAACAAUCGUCAGCCUAUCAAAGCUAAACAGCUGAAGGGGAUGCAGCUUCCAUCUCCGGGGAAAAGUGGUCCGAAGAAGAAGAAGUUCGUAACCGCCGUGGUACCUUCGAAACGCAAGGCACCUUCACCUGCCGUCGCGAGUAGUGCUAAGAAGGCCAGUCUUCGACGUAGCAAGAGAAUGAAGGUCGGUCCGCAGGACGAAGGAAGGGUUUCCGCCUCCAAAGCGCCGGUACACGACAUCAAAGAGACACAUGGACUGGAGCAUUCCGAGAGUGAUGGCAUGGGGGGCAUGGAGCACGACUUUUCAACGGAUCCCCCGCCUCAUGCACCCGCAACCGAGAUGACCGCAGACACCCCUGUCAAGGGAGCCACUGGUGGUCCGCAAGCCCUCCGUGUUGCGCGUGCGCGCUCUACAGAAUCGACGAUGCUCGACCCAGCCCUCGAUACCCGCUUUGUUGCCAACGCUCUCGCCGAAGACACUUCUGGGGCCGAACGUGCAUUCUCCAAGGGCCACAAGACGGGUGAGACUCGAGGAGAAAAGUCCUAUGCACAGCUUCCACCUGACAAAGCGCAUUCGACAAAGUCGAAUCUUGAGCGUGUGCUUCAUGAAGUCUCCGAUCAAGAUGAGGACAAAAGCUCGAGCCACUCCGUUGGAUCGCCUUCACCUCCACCACUGAGGCUGGGGGAUCACGUGCUCGGCGAGACACCUCAGCACACGCAACGUGAUGGAAUGUUCUACAAUGCUGAAGAGGAGGCCGCGAUGGAACAGGACAUUGACGGUGGUAAGCAUACAGAUGUCAUUGAUUUCAUAGACAACGAAAAAGCCAAAACGAAGGUGGGGAUCCCAGACGCUCCCACGGAAAGCGAUCGGGACGACCGCACCGAGUCAAUACACGAAGCCGAGGAGUUCGCGCUGUCUGGACAACCAAACGAUGAGCAGAUCCGGCAUCGCGCCCUUUCACCUCGUGAGUUGGCAUAAAACCUCUUCGUUGAUCUCAGGAGAUACGAGUCUAAUACGUAUGAACAUCUACUCUAAUCACAGUAACGGUGGCGACGGCACUUCCGCAAGUUCGCUUUGAACCCGCUCGAGUCGGCCUCCCCAGCUCUGCUCAGCGUGACGCAGCUGCGCAAUCGGAACGCGGUCGCCACCGUGGUCUAGCGAGAACAUGGAAGGCUCCUUCGCACGAUCCAUUCUUUUCGAAUACGGGUAUCUCGAGCCGUAGCAAGAUUUCUGAUCAUCGUACCAAGAAGGCCGUGGCUCGAAGCAGCAAGCCUAUGGUCUCUUCGAAGCGCAAGAGCAAAGCUGGCCCACAGUCUGCAGGCCGAAACGUCCGAGCAUCGAGUGCUCCUCCCGAUUCUAGCAGUCCCCUAUCUGAGAUCACCAAAGAGCGAAGAUCCAAGAAGAUUCGACGCGAGCCCGCUACCGCCGCCAGGAUGAACUUCAAGUCGGCAUUCGCCAAUCAAGAUCGCUCUUCCGGUAUCCGAAGUCAACUUCACGGCAUCGUCGAGGUAGGUGCGCUGCAGACGCGUUCGAGAAUCGGUUGACUGAAGCUGAAGAAUUUGAAAAAUGAACCCAGAUUAUUCUCAAUACCCAUGAGAGUCGCUGCGAGUUCCAGCUAGAGCGAUUGACUGCCGCGCAAGAGGCUAUCAGGGUCAAGGGAUGGGCAUGCUCGAUGCCUAUUCUGCAGAACACGUGAGUGCCUACCCAUGCUUCGAGAUGUUACCCCAGCUGAAUCAUAAGUUCCCGUAUAUUGGAUAGACAUCGUAUUGCUCGCGCUGCGGAACGAAUUCAUGAGUCUACGCUAGUCCGCAUGAAGGCGAUGGGCGAAAGAUUGAUCGAUUUGGAGAAAACCGGCGCGCAGCUCGUGGGGAAACUGGUGUAG
Messenger RNA from Microbotryum saponariae, 5021 nucleotides. The record is from the annotation of a GenBank genome assembly. Lineage: Eukaryota; Fungi; Basidiomycota; Microbotryomycetes; Microbotryales; Microbotryaceae.